Messenger RNA from Cryptomeria japonica (Japanese cedar), 2482 nucleotides. RefSeq names its product dihydrolipoyl dehydrogenase 2, chloroplastic. Gene Ontology annotation, cellular component: oxoglutarate dehydrogenase complex; mitochondrion. NCBI's taxonomy places the organism in Eukaryota, Viridiplantae, Streptophyta, Pinopsida, Cupressales, Cupressaceae. Gene Ontology annotation, molecular function: dihydrolipoyl dehydrogenase (NADH) activity; flavin adenine dinucleotide binding. The record is from RefSeq and is a predicted model, not a curated record. The coding region runs from base 337 to 2091 and encodes 584 amino acids. The transcript has 15 exons.
ACAAUAACUGUCCCUUUGAAACCACAGAUCAUAUCAAGAAAUUGUUAAAAAGUCAAUCAUUCAAGCAAAAACCACAUGACACAGAGUCUGGGACAAAUGGGUAGUUUAUCUGACACUUAGGCAGCUCCGCCACUGAGCGGAGCAUUCGAGGCACGCUUCUCUCUUCACAGCGCAUAACGCCUUCGCUACUUCGGAGCCCUCCAAGCGCUCAUCAAUUUCCAGCAAACAUAAAAGAAAAACCUCUCACACUUUAGCCAAAACAACACUUUUUUCUUUCCUUCUCUUUUCUGCCUUUUGUUUCGCAGAGGUCUCGAGUUCGAAUCCACUCAAACGAAAAUGCAGGCGAUUCAGUGCUCUCUGUCUUCGUCUUGUGGUUUUACUAGCAAUUCAAAGGCUAAGGCUCCUCUCGGCAUUUGCAAUGGUGUCGUAGGGCCUGCGCAGCUGUCUUUUUGCGGCCUCCGUAAGGAGGUUUUGGGAGUGGAAGGACGAAGGGCUUUUUCGACGGAACAUUUUGUUUCGUUGCGAAAGCAGUUGAGAAGAGCGGGAUCGCAGAGGAGGAAUGGUGUUGUUAAGAUUUCUGCUGCUGCUUCGAAUAACGGAGGCGCUGUUUCUGCGCCGUUUGAUUAUGAUGUUGUUAUUAUUGGUGCUGGCGUUGGAGGCCACGGCGCUGCACUUCACGCUGUUGAAAAGGGUCUCAAGACAGCCAUUAUUGAAGGAGAUGUUGUUGGAGGAACUUGUGUAAACAGAGGUUGUGUUCCUUCGAAAGCACUUCUUGCUGUGAGUGGUCGCAUGCGUGAACUUCAAAGUGAACACCACUUGAAGGCAAUGGGAAUACAGGUUGCAGCAGCAGGCUAUGACAGACAAUCUGUUUCAGAUCAUGCAAACAAUCUUGCAUCAAAAAUUAGAGGAAAUUUGACAAAUUCAAUGAAAUCUCUUGGUGUAGAUAUUUUAACAGGAGUUGGUACUGUCUUGGGUCCACAUCAAGUGAAAUAUGGUAAAGUUGGCUUCCCUGACAAGAUAGUGACUGCUAAAGAUAUUAUCAUUGCGACAGGUUCUGUUCCUUUUGUCCCCCCAGGCAUUGAAAUUGAUGGCAAGACUGUAUUUACUAGUGAUCAUGCCCUGAAGUUGGAAUGGGUACCAGACUGGAUUGCUAUAGUAGGGAGUGGCUAUAUUGGGCUUGAGUUCAGUGAUGUCUACACUGCACUUGGGAGUGAGGUUACAUUUGUUGAAGCGUUGGAUCAGCUUAUGCCUGGUUUUGACCCGGAAAUAGGGAAACUGGCCCAAAGGGUGUUGAUCAACCCACGAAAAAUAGAUUAUCACACUGGUGUCUUUGCAAAAAAGAUAACACCCGCAAAGGAUGGAAAACCUGUAACUAUAGAGCUUAUUGAUGCAAAAACAAAGGAGCCAAAGGAUACCUUGGAGGUAGAUGCAGCACUGAUUGCUACAGGACGUGCACCAUUUACAAAGGGCUUAGGCCUUGAGAAUAUUAAUGUAGCUACACAGCGGGGUUUUAUUCCAGUUAAUGAGCGUAUGCAAGUUGUUGAUGCAAAUGGAGGCAAGGUUCCUCAUCUCUAUUGCAUUGGAGAUGCAAAUGGAAAAAUGAUGCUUGCUCAUACCGCAAGUGCGCAAGGGAUCUCAGUCAUUGAACAGAUUUCUGGGAGAGAUAAUGUUCUUAAUCAUUUGAGCAUUCCAGCGGCUUGCUUCACUCAUCCAGAGAUCAGCAUGGUUGGCUUGACAGAGCCACAAGCAAGGACAAAGGGUGAGGAAGAGGGCUUCAAAGUGAGUGUAGCUAAGACAAGCUUCAAAGCCAAUACAAAGGCACUUGCUGAGAAUGAAGGAGAGGGUAUAGCAAAGUUGAUAUACCGUCCAGACACUGGAGAAAUUCUUGGCGUUCACAUUUUGGGCUUGCAUGCAGCUGAUCUUAUUCAUGAAGCAUCCAAUGCUAUUGCUCUGGGAACAACAGUUCAGGAUAUAAAAUUUGCUGUUCAUGCACAUCCGACAUUAUCUGAAGUGCUUGAUGAGCUUUUCAAACAUGCCAAGGUUGAGCAGCCUACUCCUCAACCAGUGCAUGCAGAACCUGUUGCAGCCUAGGAAAAGCUUUAUCAACGUAUCUUCUCUGUCAGAUAUUGCAGUCAGUUAUGAGAUGCAUGGAUGCAUGCUGAGCUAAGGUGUAUCCAGCAAUGUUGGCUUGAAUGCAUGGUUCCUUGUUACACCAUAUUAAGUAUCUAAUAAUAGAGGCAUAUUGCCAAGUAGAAUUAUGCUGAUGCAUUUGUUUAGUUCAAUUGAAAUAAGAUCCUGCUUGGACGGUUAUAUAUUUCUUCUAUGUUGUAGAGUUAGUUCUCCGAGUUAUAGUGCUUCCAAGGUGUUCAAAAGGACCCUUGUACAAAUGACGGAACAGGAAAAUAGCGUGCACUUUUCUACUGAUUCUUGCUAUGAAAAGCAAGAGCUUUGGCUAAUUUAAUUCCAUUUUUUCUACUCGUAA